GACGGGAGCAAAUGGAUGGUUAGCGAGGACUGGGAAGAUAACACAGGUUUGAUCAAUGACUUACUUCAAAUAUCUACUAACAUCAAAGAUUCAACAGCAUUGCAACUCCUAGAACGAUUCACAGACGAACCAGUAUUUCGGGAAGUUGUCAAAGCAAUGCUGCAGAUUGACAGGGGAACCACAGUCCACAACCAGAAAUGGAACACAAGACAUAGGGCAUCCCAGUACCUAAUCAAAAAUGGCAAACUCUGGAAAUUGCAGGGCGGAACUGCAGUUAGAGCUCAUAGCAAAGUCGAAUGUAUCAACAGAGAGGAAGCUCAGGCACAAGCAGUAAAACAGCACAGCACAGGCAGUCACUGGGGAUGGGACAUGAUUAAGAUAGCACUAACCGAUCAGAUUUACAGCCCGAAAUUAGACACAUCCAUCAUGGCAGCAAUA
Messenger RNA from Suillus subaureus, 438 nucleotides. RefSeq lists its product as uncharacterized. The annotation marks the transcript as partial. The record is from RefSeq and is a predicted model, not a curated record. The transcript is spliced from 3 exons. NCBI's taxonomy places the organism in Eukaryota, Fungi, Basidiomycota, Agaricomycetes, Boletales, Suillaceae.